Molecule: messenger RNA, 2249 nt
Organism: Actinia tenebrosa (Australian red waratah sea anemone)
Lineage: Eukaryota; Metazoa; Cnidaria; Anthozoa; Actiniaria; Actiniidae
Source: RefSeq, a predicted model, not a curated record
UUAUACUGCUUCAUCUUGUAGUGACGGAUCGAUUUCGGCCAGUGUCGUGUUGGUUCUCGCUGUGGUUGUGCCUCCAAAGUUACUGAAAGCACAGAGAAAGAAAGAAGAUAAGAAUGGUCUGCAAAAGUUUCACUAAAUUCAAGGUUCUUUAUUUACUGCAAGUUUUUCUCGUUUUCAAAAGUUCCAGCGUCGUUGAAUCUUCCGAAUCUUUCUUCGCCAAAAUGCCUUUCUUCAGACUCGAUGGCGACAUCAUUCAAAGCAUUACAGUACUGGAUAUUUUUCAGUGUKGUUGGAGUUGUGGUGGUGUACCUUCUUGUUUAUCACUGAACAUAGCUGACAGGCCUGACAAAGAUGGUUUGUACGAAUGUCAGCUGCUGACAAAUUGGACGGGGAACGAAUAUUCUGGCCUUAUAAAAGCCUCUCAAGACUAUCAUCACUAUACUCGAGUGACGGAAGUAUGUGUGGCCAACAAGUGUCUAAAUGGAGGAACAUGUGAAGUCCUUGAGUACGAUGACUUCCAGUGCCACUGCCCGAAKGGAUUCAAGGGUAAACUUUGUGAUGAGACAUAUAAAUGGCACAAGAUUAACGCGAGUCCUGUUUGCUUUGGAGCAAAAUACUCAUCAUUUGGCCGUUUUUAUAUCAAUCAAAGUGGAACAGUUAAAGGAAUCAAGCUUGUAUAUGUAUCUGGGUUCGUGGCGCUUAGUGGGGAGAAAGAACAACGAAGCAAAUGGGGUUCUGCUAUCGAUAAACAUCUUUACACCAUCAUAACCAACAGCAACGACCACAGGAUCCUUCCCCAAGAUGAAUUCAUAGAUUAUCAUAACGCACUAGGAUACCUUCUGCCCUACUCCAAUUAUAAUUCUGCAGAGCUCAUUUUUAAGAACUUUACAAACCCCCUGGUGGUAGCCGCUGGCCAGGAGUAUCGCAUUUGGUUCGGUGAAGACCUGACUAAUUCUAACGAAGAAAAUAAUGAAGGGACGACGUGUGUUGAUGUGUAUGUGCUUGCAUUGUUUGACUGACGYAGAAAACUAGAUGGAGAAGUGACGAUGUCCCUAACAAGAACAUAUCAUAUGCAUCAUAUAUGUCUUGCAGACGAAACAUGUGGAACAAACAAUCAGAAAUGUUUGAAUUGCCUGCCCUCGUAAACGAAAAUAAUCUGAAAAAGCUGAUAAAAGAACUGCAGCUAUAUCAAGACCGCAUAGCACUUAUGAAAUACAUGAAGAUAUAGAAAUAUAGAUAAGUUAUAGUGCUUGGGAACGAGGUUAUCCCGGGCGAAAGCCCUUGGAAGUUAAAUUCGGAAAAAUUAAUUUCCGACCUCGCUGGGAAUCGAACCCACGACCUUCGGAAUUGUACUACCGAUGCUCUACCAUCUUCAUGCAGCUAUAUUAGUUUAGUGCUCUUUAUAGAUAUACUGUUGUACUGUUACAACGUGUAAUUAGAACUCUUGGUUUAAACCUUUUCAAGAGAUUUGAGAAAUUUUGGCAAMGAAUAUAAGGUAGAUUUUUGAAAGUUGUGAUGUGUGUUGUGAUGACAAAGAGAAUCGCUCUGAAAAAUUCAACCUACUUGCUGUGGAAUUUAAGGAAGGAAAUUUGAGGAACUUGAGGACAUUGAUAUAGUGAAUUUGCAGAAAUUGUAGUCCAUCGGUGUAGGCAAGAGCUUCGAGAACGAUGUAGGCGAACGAAGUAAACAUAACACAGGGGCGCAGUGCAUUGUAGUUGACUAGGAUUCUUUAAAUUAGCAAAUUUAAUUGGACGUUAGUCCUUUGUCUUCUCAAAAUUGGCUCUUUUGCUCUUCUGGAUCCAACAGAAUAACGUUCGAAAGGUUAUACGUUUUCACKGUGCUAAAGUUUCUUUCUCAUUCUCCUGUUGAACUCAAAAACAAAUUGAGUUUAUGUUUAAGGAUGUGGCUGAUCAUGCAGUGAAAAAUGUUUACAGUUUCAGUUGUUGAUCUACUAUAUAUAAGUUUUGUUUAAAACUUUUCUUUGCGUUUCCUUAUUUCAAAAAAUGCUACCAGUCAUUGAACGAAAAGCGUUAGGGAAAAAAAGRAGAACCAAAACUUAACGGACGGGUGACCAAGGAUGGACCUUAUCAAUGUGUUAAAAACAGUUAACGGCUGCUCAGCUCGAUUAGCUUGCUAUACUGAACAGCUAUUACCUGAAUCUUGGUUAAAUAAUACUAUUGUAAAGCUUAAUUUGAUAUAUAUAUAUAUGUAUAUAUGUAAAUUGGUAAUAAAGAUACUUGUUGUUGAUA